Photinus pyralis (common eastern firefly) is the source of this 1278-nucleotide messenger RNA. RefSeq lists its product as uncharacterized. The transcript has 3 exons. Bases 232 to 1278 code for a protein of 348 amino acids. Lineage: Eukaryota; Metazoa; Arthropoda; Insecta; Coleoptera; Lampyridae. The record is from RefSeq and is a predicted model, not a curated record.
GCGCUCAUUAAAAAACGAUAUAUUUAAGUAUUUAUAAUGCAAUAAGACUUAGAAAACUCAUUAAAACCAACAAUUUCAAAGGGAAAUCUAAACGCAAUUUCAUUGGUCAAUGCGAUGUGACGUCUCACCGUAUAUAAAUGGCGGAUUGUUUACCUUUUCACCUUGGUAGAUAGUGUUGUGUCGUAUGUUUAAAUUAUAUUGCGGGAUUGUUUCGUGGAUUAUAAACUUGAAAUGUCUUCAGAGAACUUUGUGAAAGCGUCCUCAAACAAUUUGCCAUCCGUAGACAUUUUUAUGGUGAUGGAAUUUAUAAAAGAAGAUGAUCGUUUUAAUGCAGCUGAAUUCAGAAAUGUGAAGGCAACAACAGCAACUCGUGAGGCAUAUGGUGAUAACGCCAUUGGGUAUGUGGAAUUGAAGAGGGAGGGCCCUUUGUGCACUUUACAGUGCAAAAUAUGCCCAGAACACAGAGUCCGUUCGAAGAAUUAUGCCGUAUCUUUAAUUGUCGAUGAGGAGGAAGAAAAAAUAGUAAAUGUAAUCUGCAAAGAUUGUGCGGCUGCGGCAGGUGGGUGCAAGCAUGCAGUUGCUUUUCUAAUGUGGGUCCACCGUAGAAGUGAGGAUCCUUCGCCAACCGAUGUUACAUCAUAUUGGACAAAGCCACGAUUAUCUACAGUUGGUACUUCUUUAAAAUUCAUAGCAGCUGCCGAUUUUUCUGCUGGUUCUUGUUCCACGACUAGUGUCGGUAGAUCAACAUUUAGAGAAGAAAUUGCAAAUUUAGGAUCAAGGGAAAAAUUGGAAGGGCAGAUCGUAAAGUAUGUUAUCCAUGAAGACCAGGACAAAUUUUAUAAAUUGUCAAUUUAUAAAUCACUGUUCCACUUUCAUGCAGAAGGGGGAACACAAUCCAAAGAUUUCCUAUCAUUCUCUACCGGACAAAUGAGUUUGCAGUUGUGCAAAGAAGCAGAAAGAUUAACGAGAGGUCAGUCAAAUUCACCACUGUGGCAUGAAUUCAGAUUUGGCCGCAUAACUGCUUCUAAACUGCAUGAAUUUGCACACUGUAAGACUGCUGGUGGUAGCCUAGUCGAAGGAAUAAUAGGCGCAUAUAAAAUAAAGGAUACAAAGCACAUGAAGAGGGGCAGGCUUUUAGAGAAAGAUGUGCUAAAAACGGCAGAAAACCAACUCAACAUGAAGUUUACAGAGUGUGGCUUAUUUAUGCUGCCGGAGUACCCAGUGUUUGGUGCCUCGCCAGAUGCACUUUCAUCACAGUUUGUCGUUGAAGUGAAGUGA